Molecule: messenger RNA, 1884 nt
Organism: Acipenser ruthenus (sterlet)
Lineage: Eukaryota; Metazoa; Chordata; Actinopteri; Acipenseriformes; Acipenseridae
Gene: mpi
Product: mannose phosphate isomerase
Exons: 8
Coding region: 363-1631 (422 amino acids)
Biological process (GO): GDP-mannose biosynthetic process; carbohydrate metabolic process
Cellular component (GO): cytosol
Molecular function (GO): mannose-6-phosphate isomerase activity; zinc ion binding
Source: RefSeq, a predicted model, not a curated record
AUUUAGGCAACCCCCGGUCAGCCUGAUAUAAAACAGUUCAUUAUUACAAUAUAGAACAAUUUCCCAUGUUUCUGUUGGCUUCAUAUAUAUUAUAUGGACCACUAUUGCACUUUUUUUUUUUUACAGUGACUUUUUAACCUAUACAACGAUGGAGUGAGAAGUGACCAUGCUUAUACUAAACUAAAACCUUGUGGCUGCCCCAUUUUAAACUUCAGAAAUGUGAAUUAUAUUUUUGUUCGUGCUCAGUACCGUACUAUAUGUCACUCACUGCCAAACAUAAAACAGAGCUUAUAACACGCGACUUUCUGGGCGUGUUAGCUUCUCUGACGUCUGCGGAGCUGACGUGACAACCGGCUGCAACGAUGGAGGAAGUAAGAGUGUUUCCUCUGUCCUGUGUGGUACAGAAGUACGCCUGGGGAAAGGUGGGGUUAGACAGUGAGGUGGCCAAGCUUGUCGUCAGUGGAGACCCAUUGGCUGUGAUUGAAGAAGACAAACCCUAUGCAGAGCUGUGGAUGGGUGCCCAUCCCAAAGGAGAUGCCGUCAUCCGAGAUAACAGGAUUUCCCAGAAGACACUGGGGCAGUGGAUAGAGGAUCAUCCUGGCUGCUUAGGGUCGAAGGUCAAGGACACUUUCCAGGGUCAGCUGCCCUUCCUGUUCAAAGUCUUGUCUGUCAACAUUGCGCUCUCCAUCCAAGCUCAUCCCAACAGGGAGUUGGCAGCAAGGCUCCACACUCAGUUCCCUGAGCAUUACCCAGACAGCAACCACAAACCUGAAAUGGCCAUCGCACUCACCCCCUUUGAGGGGCUCUGUGGCUUCCGGCCUGUGGAGGAGAUCGGAGGAUUUCUAAAAAAGGUCCCCGAGUUCCACGCCCUGGUUGGGAACGAGGCAGCAGAAGAGCUGCAGAGCAUUGUGGGAGACCCGCUCAGAGUGCCCGGAGCCCUGAAGAAGUGCUUCACUAGGAUGAUGAACUGCGAGAAGAAGGUGUUUGUCAACCAGCUUAACAUUCUGGUCAAAAGAGUCUCGGAGGAAGCGGCCGCAGGGAAAGAUACAACCGGAAGUAAUGGAGAAUUGUUGCUACGGUUACACUCCCAAUUUCCGGGUGACAUCGGCUGUUUCUCCAUCUACUUCCUGAACAUGGUAAAGUUGGAACCAGGAGAGGCCAUGUUCCUGGGAGCCAACGAGCCUCACGCUUACCUGUUUGGAGACUGCAUCGAGUGCAUGGCAUGUUCUGACAACACAGUGCGAGCAGGUCUGACUCCCAAGUAUAUUGACGUCAACACACUUUGUGAGAUGCUGAGCUACACUCCCGCUCCAGCCAGCUCCAAAAUCUUCCCUGUGUCCCGGGACCCCUGUGAUCCCUUUCUCUUCAUGUACGAUCCCCCUGUCCAGGACUUCACUGUCAUGAAGAUACAGGUCCCUGCGUCGGUGAAGCAGUACACAGUGUCCCCCAUUGACUCUGCCAGCAUCCUGCUGGUGGUGCAGGGAGAAGCCACCGGUGCCUCUACAGCAGGCCUCUCAGAGAUGAGCAUUAAGAGCGGCUCAGUGCUCUUCAUCUCCGCCAGCGAGAGCGUGUCUGUGCACAUCACCUCCCCCGCAGGCAUGCUGCUCUUCCGGGCCUGCUGCCUGCUGUAGGCCCAGGGGACACCAGGCCUGGGACUGUAGCUCACGUAGCAGUAGACCGGUCUUAGAACUGGACCGGAAAAAAAAACCAAUUUAAAUAAAAAAGAGAUGGAAAUAAAACCAUGUGUAAAGGUUGAGCAAAGUGAACAGGAGUGGAAUAUUGAAUGCAUUUUGGGGGGUGUUUAGUGAAUCCAGCAGUAGUUUCACUCCUUGAAGCACAUGUAAACAAAUUAAAAAAUAAACAUUAGUUUGAUUCUUACAAAAA